GAAAAAAGAAACGGACACACACAGGGAGAAAUAAAGGGCUCUCUACUAUUUCUCCUUUUUUGUUCGUUUCGUUUCUUUUGGGAACAAUUGAAUGUUGACGACGAUGACGGCCAAGCCAUAUGGUGUGGGCUCCACUCUUUGAAAAUGAGAAGAAACAGCCAUACAGACCAAUUGUGCGUGUUGGCUGAACGGUGAACAAGACAUUGCCGACCGCGAUUUCACUUCUGCCGACCAUAUAAUCCUAUAAGGGACUAAACAGCCAAACGUUUUGCGGCCGUCUUAGUAUAACCUGGGCCCCCCAAUAGAAUCUCGGGCACACACUUUCCCUUCACGCCGACUGUGUAUGGGCGACACACACACAACGGCUGUGCGGCCAAAGAAAAAAUCUCAAACUUUCUUAAUGAUAGGCUCGAAUAGUGCAAGUCCCGGUCGUGCCAACAACAACUCACGGCUGCGGUUCUUCCCUAUAUACACGAAAGAAAGAAAAUGAUUUCGGUUGUAACCGGCGGCGUGCCGCGCCAUGUGCUCGACGAAAUAACCGAGGAAAUGAGAAACAACAGCAGACAACACAAGCUAUAGUUUUUAACUCAUUUAAGUAGAUAUUGUGUGGAGUUAUAUAUUUUUUCUUUCGGGCCGUUUUUCGCAUUGACAAAGUCCGUCCUUGACGCCUCGGCUCUAUCGCAACAAUUCCCACAUCUGUCCGCUGGGGAAGUUCUUAUUUUUAUCUGUUCCAAGUAGAACGAGUUCACUUUUGUUUCCAUUUGAGUGUAUCUCUUCUUCUUCUUUUUUUCUUUCUUUCUGACAUUUCUAUUCUGCCGACUGUUGGCCGUACGCUAAUGUCGCGGUGGUGGUGGCCGAAUGGACCGGCCACAUGGCCCGCGCUCCCGUCGCAGCAUCUGCUGUUUUCCCAAGGCUCUUCUCGUUCACCUCUCGUCCCAUUACGCGUGUGUGUAUAUGAUUGUACACUCUAAUGAUCGUAUAAUUCGUCCAAAAGAAUAUGUUGUCUUGUUUUUGUGUUGUUUCGUUUCUAUUUAACGACACCGGGGUCUAUUGCUGGAGGCCGGCCGCUGAAAAAACAGCUCAGACUUGUACCUCGUUCUCUCUCUCGCCCACCACUGACACGGUUUUUUUUUUCCUCUUCGUUUAUCUCUUAUUGGCUUUAUUAUAACGUAUGUCCUGUCUCUUUUUUUUAGAGAGAGGGGGGGGGGGGGGAGGCCUGUUAUCUGGUCGGUCGUUUUCCAAGCGAAUCGCCGAAAUAAUUAAGAGUUUGGGUGUCUCCUUUUUUCUUUUAUUUGACGUUUUUCUUUUAUCUAUUUUUUUUUCUCCCCUUUUCUUUUAUUGACUUUGUUUCCAGUUGUUUUUUUGAAUUUCUUGCUCUUUCCGAUUCGGACGAGAGCGUCCGGCUGUUAGACUGCUGACAGCAACAGACGGCCAACCGAGCGCUGUGGCCGUCGGGCUGUGGCCGGUCAUCACCACGGUGUGUUGUUUGUCCAUAGUCUAGAUGCGAUUGCGCACCGCAUUGAGAAUGCCAGAGCCAGAGAGUUGGCAGCAGCCGUUGUAUUCGAAAAAAAGAUGUUGGAGGGUUGCUGGAGGACAGAGCAGCAGCAGCAGCACAUAGAACAGGUGGUCACUUUCACUCAGACGUCAGAGCGUCACGAGGUCUUUUAUUUCUCAGAGGCGAAGAGAAUGCCAUUGCCAUCCGGACGGGUUCGUCAUGGACGGAACAGAUGUAGACUGUGUAUAGUAUCACUAUGGGAGCAGCAGCAGCAGCAGCAUUCAUUUGAUAGCAACAGGUAAAAAAAAAGAAAAACGUCAAGAAUUCACGGUGCACAAGAUGGGAAAGAUCAAAAGAGAGUCGUCACUUGUUCAACGGGUUUCUCUCCUCAAGCCUUUCGGGGGUCUAAAUAAACGGCGAUCAAGCGAAAAGACUCGAGUUGGCCGUCCUCUCUUGUGAUGGCCGUGGACCACAAGAAGAUGAAAAAGGAAAAGGUGAUGAGUGAGUGACGUUUUUAAACGGAGAAAAAAUGAAGUAUCAAAGAAAACGGGCUCUUCCGCCUUUAGUAUUAUUGCACGUUGGCCGCCGAGCGAAGCCGUUUGUCAUUCUCCGCUCGAUGGCCACCCAUUGAACUGUUGGAAUACCCGGGGAUACCCAAUGGCACACAGCAGAUAAUAGGAGAAAAAAAAAGAGCAUAUCCAUAGACUAAUUCUACCAUUUUUUUUUCUUCUUCUUUUUCUUCUUUACUCGGGGAUAUGCGAGAUGUAAUUGUACAAAGAGGACCCGGGAGCGCCCAGCGUGAAACCUCCUCGGCCAACUCGCCCGGAAUUCUACGUGUAAAUCAUCCAGGUGGUUAAAGACAGACACACACACAUGGGCGAGGAGAGAGAGAAGCGCGCGGACACACGUCGUCCGCCGUGUGAGCUUGUGUGUGUAUAUACGUGUAGACUCUGGCUGCUGGCCCCAUAUCCCCCACGUGUGUGUGUGUGUGUGUCUAUGCAGUCCGUAGAGAGGUGCACAGGUGCUUGAUGUUAAUGUUUUCUUACAAUUAAGUACUUCUCUGGGACCCCCCUCCAUCUCUCUAUUGGAAAGAUAUAGUAGCGUGUGUAUACGGACGAUAAUAUAGUACACGCAUGCGAGGCGACGCUCCACGUUCGUGUGGCGGGAUAACAUUUUUUUCUUUUUUCUGGCCGCCGCGAGUCCUUCCGCUUUUGUUAGACGCUCCGUGAUGAAUUGUGUGUGUGUGUGUUACACACACGUACCACCCGUUACGCCAGCCCGCCGCCGGUGGACAUAUCGUGAACUGGUCUACUUGUUCUCGAUUGCUGCAAUUGCUAGUUAGCAUUCACGGCGAAGAGCUGCUGUUGCUGCUGCUGCUGCUGCUGCAGAUGAUGGAAGUAGACAAAUCUCUCUAGUCCCAAUAUAAUUGAAUCUGUCUUUCUCUCUUUUGCUCUCUUCUGUCCAAGCAACACAGCACAGCACACUGGCUGUUUUGAUUAGACAAAACGGCCAACAGCCGGUGCUGGGCCUCGAGGUGGGCCAACUCUUUUUCUUUUUUUUUUUUUUGAGACUAUUCUGUAGGGCAUUACGGUAGAUUGGAUUGUCAUCGCUUUUUUUCUCUCUCCUAUUUCGUUUGGAAAUGAAACGACUGCGAUACCUAUACACUCUCUUACUCGAGGCAACGGUUGAGAAGUUGUAUAAUUGAACAACAACAACAGUCGCCAACAACAAAAGGGGAAUAACUGCAAGGAGAAGCAGCCAGCGACCAUCUGUCCCGCGUCCGAAACGACGGCAACACUCUACGGCUGGGCUGGCCCCCGUGGUACAUUUCGACAUCAUCACGGCCGAGUUCUCAACACCUUGUUGGACUCCUCCGCCGUCUCUCUCUAGACCCCCAACGUAAUUUUCAAUCCAAUCUGCGGUCGAUGGCGAUCGAGUCCACCCUGAUUUUUCUUUUUUGGGAGAAUUUAAUUUCUCAUUUUGUUCGCCGUUCCUUUUUUUAUUGUUCGGAAUUUUUAUUUCUUUCGUGACUCAACAGCAGAAUGAUCGGCUGUUGGAUGAACAGUUGGUGCAGCUCAGAAAAAAAAAAAUAAGAAAAAUGUAGGCAAUCGAAUGACGAGGUAAAUAGGAGACGACCGCUCGAUGUGUAUAGACUAGAGUCAAACAGUUGGGCCAGCAUUUGGACAAUUACGUAAGGAGCAGCCGGUUAUUCUUUUUUUCCCUUUUCUUCACUCGAAAAAAAAGAGUGAGCGAGAAAGAACGUGAGCGAAUUGAUGGAUUUUUCUCGUGUGUGUCUGCAUUUGAAAUUGUUUGAGAAGGUUCUCAGGCUUUUUUUUCUUCGGGGGGCCGGCCGGAGAAGCCGACGAAUAAGUUCCGUCUCUCCUCUAUUAUCCCGCGCCAGUUGCUUCUUCUUCUUCUUCUUCUUCUUUUGAGACUGGCCCAUUUGAUCGCGCAUUAUAAAAAGCGGUCGUGUUCAAGCUGACGUGUUACUUUAACGAGCGUGAUGUGAUGGGCAUCUUCUCCCCAGGCCAAAAAGACUUGCCAACCGGCCUAUACACACAUCCGUUCGCACCUGACGAACUUUACAAGUCCGGCACGUACACACAGCACGAAUUUUAUUUUUUCUUAUUUCUUAUUUCUUUCGGGGAAUUGGUUAAUCGUCGUUGCAUGAAGGCAAAAGCAAAUAAACUGCUAUUGUACGGCGUACCGAAUAUACCCAAUAAUCCGCUGACUAUAACAAAUAGAUUAGGAAACAAUCUUCCCCCUCCCAAAAAAAAACCACCGGCCGUUGAUAAUUAACAAGUCGAGUUUUGUUGGUUGACACUCGAGGAAGACCUGUUGAUUUGAAUUUCCUGUACAAACAGACAAGAGCGAAUUCUGAGAGUUAAUUUCCCGAUAAAGAUGACGGCUGUCCAGUGUGGAGAAUGUGAGGGGUUCAUGCUGUUAUGUUUGUGUGGCUAAAGGAAAAUGCCAUAAAGCAUUUCAAAGUGUUCAGAAGGAAAAGAAAAAAAGAAAAACGAUGGGUGGGUGUAUCUAAGCCUAUAGAAUGUGCAUUGCUCGUGGGGGGGAGAGAGAGAGCCGAGAAGGAGUGAACAACAACACAUGCAGUCGAGAAGGAGGCGAGGCCAGCAGAUAAAGCCAAACCGAUUGCGGGAAACCUGUUGCCCGUCAGUUGGUACCGAGCCUUCGUUCCGUUCGCCUCGUCCUCCUCCUUUACAGUGUGUCGUCUCCUCUUCUCUGCAUAAAACUCCGGCCGGAAAACAAUUUUGGUUAUUUUUUCGAACGCACAUUCGACACUUUUUGUUUGGGUUAAAAAAAUGUCUUGCGCCGAGUCAUCCGACGGUGAAAGAACCGUGUCACCGACAGCUGCCGCCACCGUCCGUGAGCGUCGGCGAUUGCGCCUGUUGAAGCGCAGGUGGAAUCAAGGUGCGGCAAUCAGCAACAACAACAACCACUCACUCAACAGUUACAACAACAACAGCAACGGCGGGAUGGUGUUGAGCUUCUCGGCCUUCCGGCGGGCGCGCAGGAUGCGCCACCAGAGACGGAUGACCAAGGAAGAAUACCUCAGACUCAAGAACAUGGUGCCGGCCGUCGCCGCCCAAUCACGCGUCUCAAAGGUGCAGGUGAUCGAAGAGGCCAUCAAAUACAUCGAUUCUCUCCAUGUGGCUCUUUUUCAACGACUCAGGGCCCAGGAAUUGGCCACCACCUCCGACGCCGACACCGUAUCCAGUAGGGGUCCAGCACAGGUGACGAGGAACGAAUCGGAUGUUCAACCUGAGCCGAGCCAGCUGUGCCACUGGAUCGGUCACGUUCUGCCGACGCCUCACGCUAUAAAAACGGCCCACCUUCUGGUGAGCGAGCGGCAACAGCAGCAGCGGGACGGCAUCAAACAGUGGCCGUCUUUCAUGGAAAAAAUCGACCACAUGAUCAGGAAGAAACAGAGUUGAAAUCGCACUUCCCGCCGAAAGAAAGAAACUCCUCGGUGUCUGACUACAAAUUCCAGCUGCUGACUGCAUUUUUUACCAUCAUUUAGGCUGAUUUUUAGACGAUGAAACAAAUUGAAAAUAGGGCAACAAAUAAAUAACUAUGUGCACACCGGAAGCUGAUGGCGAAAACAUUGACAGUGGAAUGCUACAGCAGUGGAACGCCAAUCCAAACGGGAUCAUUUCGGUCACGCCUCAUAUUAAUGUGUGUUGUAUAACUACGGUAUUUUUAAUAACAUUUGUAAUAGCAAUAAAAACAGUGUCAAUUUUCA
Messenger RNA from Daphnia pulicaria, 5753 nucleotides. RefSeq lists its product as uncharacterized. NCBI's taxonomy places the organism in Eukaryota, Metazoa, Arthropoda, Branchiopoda, Diplostraca, Daphniidae. The transcript is spliced from 3 exons. Gene Ontology annotation, molecular function: protein dimerization activity. The record is from RefSeq and is a predicted model, not a curated record. Bases 4813 to 5445 code for a protein of 210 amino acids.